Bipolaris maydis ATCC 48331 is the source of this 1305-nucleotide messenger RNA. RefSeq lists its product as uncharacterized. Lineage: Eukaryota; Fungi; Ascomycota; Dothideomycetes; Pleosporales; Pleosporaceae. Gene Ontology annotation, molecular function: DNA-binding transcription factor activity, RNA polymerase II-specific; RNA polymerase II cis-regulatory region sequence-specific DNA binding. The record is from RefSeq and is a predicted model, not a curated record. Gene Ontology annotation, cellular component: nucleus. Gene Ontology annotation, biological process: regulation of DNA-templated transcription.
AUGGCUGCCUACCCCCCACAGGCACCAACAUCAGCUCCCAAAGGAUCCGCACCAAUGCUAGGAGGACCCGUUCUGCCCGCCAUUGCAGAGCUUCACAGACGGAAUGAGUCUGCGCCGCUUCCCCAAUUCCGCCAACUCUACUCAGGACCCCAUGGACCCACACCCGCCCACGGCGGCCCAGCACCUACUAAUGUUUCUCCUCCAUCAACACUGAAGCGCCAAGCAUCCCAAACACCACUCCCCGACGAGAGCCCCGCUAAGAAACAAUCCAAAUGGACUCCUGAAGAAGACAACCUAACAAUAGAACUGCGGGGCCAAGGCAUGAAGUGGGAUGACAUUGCAAAACGACUUCCCGGAAGGAGUUCCAUCUCAUGCCGUCUGCGAUACCAAAACUACCUAGAGAAGCGAGCCAUCUGGGACGAGGAGAAGAAGAACAAGCUAGCACGACUUUACGCCCGAUUCAAGGACCAAAUGUGGCAGAAGGUUGCUACCGAGAUGGGUAUUCCCUGGCGUUCAGCCGAAUCCAUGCACUGGCAGUUGGGGGAGCAGGAGAUGAGUGCGCGCGCCAACGCGCCAGUGUUUCAGCUCCACCCAUCUGCAACGGGAACAGGCAUGAGCUCGCCAUCGCAGGUGCCUGUCAUACCCGCGUCUGCACCCCAUGGCUUUACUCCCGCAAACGCAGCUCAGUUGAUGCCAAACCCACCACCGAUGCCACCGCAGCUUCACCAAGCACCUCCGGCGCCCAUGGCUCAAGGCCCGAUACACGGCUACCACCACCGCACAGACAGUGGCUCCAGCGCCGGUGGCAGCGGUGGAGGCGGUGUCGUCGGCGUCGGACGUAGGCGGAACAGCUCCUUCAGCCGGCGACGGGCAGACGCUCGUUCACGCUCGAGCGUGCCACCACAACUCGGCCAACCCCUCCCACAGAUCCAACCGCGGUCCGAAGAAGAUUUAGUCAGCGGAGCGCGAACCGCACCCGUCCCGGACAUGGCGGGGUCACUGAAACGAGAGGGCGAGAGCCUCAGCUACAUGGAACAUUACCAACGGCGGCGCCAGCAAGAAGAAGAAACUGCUUCCUCGGCCCCAGCAGCAGCUACCUCUGCACCACCCCCAAGAUCAGAUCCCUCGGACAUGCAACAACAGCAGCAACAACAACAACCCUACACGAUGCGCAGCCCAGAUCGAAUGUCCCAACACAGCAAUACAGGCAGCAUCCACAGCCUCAAACGCGACCCCGAAGACAGCACCUCGGACCGCCGCUCUCUCGCCUCCCCCUACGAGCGCCCCACCUCGACCGUGCCAUGA